GACGCGGCGCGUCGAGAUGGGCAGUUGUUUGUGGGUUGCGCGCUCGGUCGGUCGCGGGUGUAGUACAGGAUACAGUGAUGAAGUGGUUGGCUCUGUCGUGUUUCCUAAUGUGGGCGAGACAUGGGGAGGGGGGUGCGCUCAAAUGUUUGCCAGAAGACGAUGCGUGCUCUUCGCAACUAUCAAAAGAAGUAGAACAACAAGAAAUCGAUAUCCGCCGGCCGAGUUCAGCCGACGCGCCUGCCGAGUGCUUGUCAGGCAGCGAAUGGGAGAGCAACUGCCAUAAAUGCCGCUGCGUGGCAGGCGGGGCGCAGUGCGUGCGGCGGCCCGAGUGCGAUUCUAUCGAGGAGCCGGUCCGCUGCAAGCCUAACACCACGUUCGAGCGCGACUGCAACACUUGCCGCUGCUUGGAGAACGGACUCGGUAUAUGCACUAUCAUGGAAUGUGCGAGUGUUACUACAGAAGCAGCCCCGUCGAAGCCGAUUAUACCUAAAGGCGUGGACUGCGCCCCGGGAACAACUUGGCAGAGCCAGUGUAACGAGUGCGUCUGCUCUCCAGAGGGCCGGCGGUACUGUACGGACAAGGCGUGUCCCGGACAUAUUAUACCUAAAGGCGUGGACUGCGAUCCGGGGACAACUUGGCAGAGCCAGUGUAACGAGUGCGUCUGCUCUCCAGAGGGCCGGCGGUACUGCACGGACAAGGCGUGUCCCGGACAGGAGACAGAGCCCCUCCUGCGCUGCGCGCCGCAGAGCCAGUGGAAGAACGACUGCAACAUGUGCUGGUGCAACUCCGGCCGGGCUAUGUGCACGAAGAUGGGCUGCGUCGGCAUUCCUAGUGAGAUGCAUUUCGACGACAGAAAAGGAGAUCCAGAGGCAGUAGACAUCCCAGAACCGAACGAUUUGCCUGAAGUACCAGAUCUUAACAGUAAUGAUAUACUUGAAUCUGAUGCAAAAGAUCAACAUAUAAGCGAAAAUUUAGAUCUGGAUACAAAUACUGAUCUAACUGAAGAUCUUACUGGAGUUCAUCUUAAAGAAUUAGAAGAUUUCGAUCAUAAUGACGUAGACACACCAAUACAAAUACCAGAUCAAGUUAUGACUGAUUUUGCAGCUAAUAAUAGUACAAACGUUCUCGGUGAAGAUUUAGAAUUAUUAGAAGCUUUAUUAAAUGAUAAAACUAAAGGAAAAACUGAUGAGCAAACGUCUGAUAAUUCGAAAGUUAAAGUCGAUAAAAUAACUGAAGAAGAAAAAGCAGCAUCUGAUAUUGUAACAGAAAAUAAAGACGUUGAAAUAUUGGACGAUUCUUAUAUUAAUCAAAGUGAAACAGAUCACCGUGUCAAGAGAUCGGCGUGUAAACCAAAUGAAGAUUUCUUGGAUGAUUGCAACACUUGCAAAUGCUCGGAAACUGGGCAAAGUUAUAGUUGCACGCAGAACGAAUGUAUGGACAAAGAUGGCAAAGACGGGGGUAAAGAUGUGGAUAAGGAAGUUGAAGUUUUCAUGGAAAAUGAGGGUGUAGAUCACAUAGAGCGGCACUCGGUGUGCAAGCCGAGCACGACAUUCUAUGUCGGCUGCAACCCCUGCCACUGCAACUCGGCUGGCACCGACUUCACCUGCACCAACAAGCCUUGUCCUCUGCCCGAAGAUGUCGAGGUCUUCCAUGAACUACACGCCCCUAAAUCCGCAAAAAACGCCACAAAGAAGGUUUGCGUGGAGAACCGAAUGUUCAUAAUGAACUGCAACACCUGCUGGUGCAACGAGGACGGGACCAGUUACUUCUGCACUCGGAAAGUGUGCGUGAACACAGACGAGCCGGUCGUGGAGGAGGGAACCGAGCAGAAACUCCGGAUCGUAAAGAAGGAAUGUCGUCCAGGCGAAGUGUUCGAGAUCGAUUGUAACAUGUGUCACUGCAACCCCGACGGGAAGUCGUACUCUUGCACGCGUCGGGCCUGCUUCGACGAGAAGAACCAGACAGUAAUCAGAAAGACCAGAGCCACGCCGCAGGAGGCGCCAAAGAACUGCCAGCCGGGGCAGGAGUUCCGCAUGGACUGCAACAAGUGUCUCUGCGACAACGAGGGGCAGAACUUCUCCUGCACCCGCAUCGACUGCACGGCGCUCAACAACAACAACAACAACGGCAACAGGAGAAAGAGAGACGCGUCGCAGAAAGUGUCAGCGGACUGCGUGCCGGGCAGCGUGUUCGAGCAGGGCUGCAACGUGUGCCGCUGCACCGAGGACGGCGGGCACGCCACCUGCACGCUCAAACGGUGCCAGAGCAAGGAGAACGCCACGCUCACCGGUGAGUGGCUGCAACGUGUGCCGCUGCACCAGGACGGCGGGCACGCCACCUGCACGCUCAAACGGUGCCAGAGCAAGGAGAACGCCACGCUUACCGGUGAGUGUUGCAUGUUCGAGCAGGGCUGCAACGUGUGCCGCUGCACCGAGGACGGCGGGCACGCCACCUGCACGCUCAAACGGUGCCAGAGCAAGAAGAACGCCACGCUCACCGCGACCGAGUCGAGCUUCCGUUGCAACCCCGGCGAGCAGUUCAAGCAGUCCUGCAACGACUGCAGCUGCUCGGCCGACGGCAAGAGCGUGUUCUGCACGCUGCUGGUCUGCGACGACGAACUCUCGCCCUAAUAGUAUUACCUACUCUAGUGUGUAGACCCUUUGAACGCCGGCGACGUCAUAUCACGUCAUAUAACAAAUACCGGGUGUGGCCUGUAACAUGAGCAAAUAAUUAAAACAUAGAUUGUACUCCUCAAACGGCGACACUUGUGUUCAACAACUUUUAAAAAUUAUGAAGUAUUUAGACUACCUAUUUUUCAUACAAAAUAAAUAUUAUCUUCAAUGGACGCCAUCGCCACACCAUAUCAUUGUGAUUUGACGUUGCUGUCACGCCUUAAACAUAACAAAUUUCGCAAUACAUUGCGUCUUAGAAUAAAGUUUAAAGUGUAUUAAAAAUCAAACCACAAGUUAUUUUUAAAAGUCGCUGAACAAAUGUUGGUCAGUAUGAGGAGUACAGCCUACAGUUUCAUUUUUUGCUCAUAUUACAGGCCACACCCUAUAUAACAAAUAUGUACAAAUCAUUUAUUGUUACAGAUGUGCAUAAUCAUUGACGUAUAAUAUCUCAGGGCUGGAAUUACGGGCAUUAAGAAUGGGGCAUGAGUGGGGCCAGUACAGCGGUGUGACACCGCUACAACGCGAUUGGUUGAUGAGUUCGCAUCACGCGCGCGAUUGGUCGCAACUAUAGCUGCGUUAGGCUGCGCGAUUGGCUCGAAUUGGUGGGUGACACCGCUGAACUAGUACCAUUUUUAGUGCCCGUAAAGCCAGUCCUUAGAUAUAAUACGUCAAUGUGCAUAAUUAUUUCCCAUCGUAUUUUCACGGAAACGUACGAACGUGUCUUGCUAUUUCAGUCAGUCUCGGUACAAAAAGUAUUGAAGUUGACUGGAGUAGCAUGACAAAUACGAACGUUUCCGAGAAAAUACGAUGGAAAAUAAUGCACUACAUCUUUAGAAAGCGGCGCCACGAUAGUUUUGUCGAUGAUGUCAGUUAACUAUCUGAUUAAAUGACUGGACAGUGUUUCUAUACUUUUUUUUUAUAAUUUUAUUGUUGUUUUAUUUCUGUGUCUUGUAAAUCUAAUUAAUAACAUCGUGUAGCGUGAAUGCGGCGUUUGGCGUUCAGAAGGUUAAAAGAUUAGCUACGCCGAAUUCCUAUAAAAUACAUGUCGGUUCUCAGCAACUAUCGAGAUAUAAAACAAGAAUUGACCGAUUACUACUAUAUUGUGCCAAUGCCAAUUAAUAAAAAGCGACUUCCCAUGUACGGCACGUGGAUUUUUAUAUAUUAUUUAUAGCCCAUAUGUAUACUGUAUUUUAGCACACCGAUUGCUAUUGUUAUAAUUAUUAGUUUAGAAAACAAUUGAAUCCAAUAAUUAAAAUUGUUUUUUAAUACAUUUAUUUUCAACACGUCAAUUCACAUCUUUUUACCCCUUUGAUCGCUAGAGACGUUAGAAAAACAAAAACUCCAAGACGUCAUUUGACGUCAAAUUACUUGCGUAUUUGCGCUUAAAAGUUUAGAGCUGACUACGUAAUAUGGUGAAGAGGACAUUGUUGUAAAUUAACCUUUUGGACGCCAAUGCACCGCAGGUCCAACGCCAAAGACGGAUAAAUCCGUCACAGACCACAGCGCAACAUCGACCUACGUGGAUAUACAUAAAGUUCAACUGCAGUUUUGACACUUCGGUGACGUGGCGUUCGAGUGAUAGCUUUUGCGUUUGACACGGCGUCGAAAAGGUUAAUCUUUUAUCCACGCCACAGUAAAAUGUUAUAUACAGGGUGAUUUCUGGGUCGUGACUUGUCAUCUGGAAAAUAAUCAUCAUUAUUGGUGAUAAACAAUAAUUAACAACAUCAUUAGGCUCAUCUUUGGAUUCUGUAUGAUGUCUGGCUCUCUUGCUCCACGACCCCGAAAUCACCCUGUAUAAAUAUAACCCCCAUGUUUCUAUAUAGGUAUCAUAUUAACUAUUAAGUACUUAUCUAAUAAAUGUACGUCAGAUACUGCAGCUCGUUAAUAUACAUUUGUUUUGUUUUAAUUUAACUAUUGUAAUUGAACUGUGUUACACAUAAGUAGUGAUUUAUAAGUGAUUUUAGAGUUAUUUCUAAAAUAUUUACUACAUAGGUAGAUUGUAUGGAAUCGGUAUUUCGGUAACCAACUUAAGUCAGUAUUAGUGAUUAAAUUGACGUCCUUUGUUUCGUGAUAACCGAUUCUGUUAAUGUGUACAUGUAUCAUUAUUUUCAUUAAUGUGAUUUAUAUAACAUUAAAUUACUUAUGUAAAAUAUGUACAACUAUCCAAUGUUUCUGAGAUUAAAGAACCUUUAAACCGCCAAUAUUCGGUCGGUUCGGACUUAUGCAAAAAUGUCACUCACACGCCAACAUUGGUAUCUAGACGAGUUAAUACAAACCUUGCUCAAGCAACAACAAUAAAUGAUUGCUUGAUUGAACAAGGAUUAUUUCAUACAGGAUAUUUAAUGGCGUAUGGUCGUUCUUGGCGUUGCGAUUACAAUCCAAAUUUAAACCUUAUAAACGCCAUAUUUGUUAUUCCUUAGGUACGUUAUGCUGCAUAGGUACUGGUUGUGCGUGAAUGACAUUUUGAAAUACCUAUAUCUGAAAGUUGCUAAAGAGUUACUCUGCAUUUAUGUAAAGGUCUGGAUUGAAAAUGAAGACGUAAUAAAUUGAUCUUAAAUACAUUUAUCUUAAUAGACACCUUAAUAUACAGGUUUGCCAGGGAGGUUUUGGGAUUAUUCUGAACGUUUAUUAUGGGACCAACCCCGAAACCGCUAAAAAAAAAUUUGGCUGUUUCAUUCAUUUUGGCUGGUCCAUUUUCCAUGGGAGGGUAAAUUUUUUUCGCAAAUUCGGGGGUGGUCCCUUAGUAAAAGUUGUUCAGUAUAAUCCCUAAACCUCCCUGGCAACGGGGAUGCACUUAUUUUUUGGCCAUCCUGUAUAGGUAUGAAUAUUUUUGUUCUAGCUGUACCGAAAUAGAAAUAAUGAAUCGGAACUAGUUAACAAACAUUAAAUAAUACUAAAUAUAUCAGUUUUUUUUAUUCCAUUAGUAAAAACACUUUCUAUGUGAGAAAUAUACCAUUUUUAGAAUUUUAUCCCCCAAAGACGGUAUAUCACGUCUACGGCAAAUUACGGUUGAAAUGUCACGACAUUAGACAAUCAAGUUCUGUAAUACAUAACUCUGUAUGCAUAUUCCUACUUUUUCUAUUAUUGUAAAUGAAUUACUAAUGUUGGUAUAAGUAGACGAGGAGUCUAAACUACGGCCCGCGGGUCUGAUCCACCCCAUAUCGGUUUGCAUAUUCGGCAAAAGCGAUAAGGAGUCGUAUAUAUUUCGAUGUUCGCUGUAGACUCUAAUAUAUUCCGCGAAAAGGAAACUGAGGCGUGGAUGUGACCCAAGGGUCAAAAAGUUUCGCUCUUGUUUGAACCUACCUAUGCUAGUACCUAAUCUGUGUAUCAAUAGGGUAUUUGACUGUAUUUAAAAUAAAUUAUUUUCAUCUCUCCUGUUCGGAAAGUUCACCUUUCAUAGGCUGAUAGGCGGGUGGAAAAUUUCAUUUCCCCCCCUGGGGUGGAAAGUAAUUUUUCAUCUCUCCUGUUCGGAAAGUUUACCUUUCAUAAGCUAACCGGGUGGAAAAUUGCAUUUCUAUAUUUCCGUGUUCUUAUAACCUGGCAACCUUCAAAUCAAGAGUGAACAGGCACCUUCUGGGCGAGCUCGCUCCAUCGUAGGCCACGUCUACGCCUCGGCUAGUCUGUGGCCAUGAGUAAGCCCAUUCAUAAUACAUAUAUAAAAAAAAAAGGGUGGAAAGUAAUUUUUUUUUAAUUUUUACUUCGAGCAACGGCUAACAGCAAUAUAUGCCAUAUUAUAAGCUCUCAUAUCAGCUUCCGCAUGACUGAAAUUGGCGCCGUUUACAUUUUCAAGUGAUUCGAGUGACUUAUAGUUAUGUGGUUUACCUAUAUAUCUGUUAAUAAUUUGUUCUAAAGAAUUAUACUUACCAAUAAUAAACCUACAUUUCUCGUGUUUAACUUUCCUCAUAGUCGAAAUGAAAAAUAGAGUGUUUAACUCGGGUAAAAGUAACCAUCUCACCCUCGAACUAUUGGCGCUCUCUCUUCGUUCGAGCGCCAAAAUAUCUUGGGUGAAAUGGUUCACUUUCCAACAAUCUACUAUUUACACCAUGCAUGAAAUAAAGCACCAGAUGAUAAUAGAGAAACGUAGACAGCAGUUAUUUUUAGACACAAUUUCUAUUUUAAAGCCCUUAUUAAACUAUAAAGAGUAGGUAUGUAAUUUGACUGUGACGUCACAUGCUAGUGUUUCAUACCAGUCAGACCGUAAAAAGUCUGCAGCGAUUUUGAUAGCCCACGCAGUGCAAGUGUCAUUUUAAACGUCAAUCUUCUAUGAAAUUAUGACGUAUACAUAACACUUAUACUGCGUGGGCUAUCAAAUCCGCUGCAGACUUUUAUUGGUGGGACUAUAGUAGCAAAAUCAUUUGGACAGUUCGAAAAAAGAAACUGAUUUGACUAGUAUAUGUUGUAUUCAUUCGAUAUCUCUGGUCUUAUAAAAGGUGGUCAAAUUCGUUUUAUAAGCGGCUGACUUCGUACAAUUCGUACCCGAUAAGUAUUAGAAUAAUUACAUAAUACUUAAGUUUUGAACCGCUAGGAAAUAAAAGUUUUCAAUUCAC
Cydia fagiglandana is the source of this 7219-nucleotide messenger RNA. RefSeq lists its product as uncharacterized. Lineage: Eukaryota; Metazoa; Arthropoda; Insecta; Lepidoptera; Tortricidae. The coding region runs from base 78 to 2630 and encodes 850 amino acids. The record is from RefSeq and is a predicted model, not a curated record. Gene Ontology annotation, molecular function: peptidase inhibitor activity. The transcript is spliced from 18 exons.